GGUGAUUCUCCAUACAAAAUCCCAAAGCGACAAUAUCUUUCCUUCCAAAAGAUGAUGCUCGGAGAACGACACCGUCCCAAUCCGUCGGUACACGUCCCGCCGUGGGCCCUCCUCGACGAUACAAAUCCUGAGGCUUAUCCUUCGUCACCGCUGAGCUCCCACUCAGGCAAUGCUGUUACGGCCUCUGACUACAACCCGUACAAUAUCCAAGAAGUGGUGGCUGCGCUGCAGCGUUAUCUGCCGUCGAACGAACCGGACUUGGACCCUGACUACGAGUUAUCUGGUCUGGAGCCGGACUCUCCGGUGGACGCCUACUCUUGCGAUCAUUUUCGGAUGUUCGAGUUCAAGGUGAGGCGGUGUGCACGUGGCAGGUCACAUGACUGGACCGAGUGCCCUUACGCUCAUCCAGGUGAGAAAGCUAGGAGAAGGGACCCGAGAAAGUAUCAUUACUCUGGUACAGCUUGCCCUGAUUUUCGCAAAGGGAGUUGCAAGAAAGGUGAUGCGUGUGAGUUCGCCCAUGGUGUGUUUGAGUGCUGGUUGCACCCUGCGCGUUACAGAACUCAGCCGUGCAAGGAUGGUCCAAACUGUAGGAGGAGGGUCUGCUUUUUUGCUCACACGGCGGAGCAACUCAGGGUUCUGCCUCAGCAGAGCCCUAGGAGUGUCAACUCCAUCGACUCUUACGAUGGAUCGCCCCUGAGACAGGCUAUAGAAGCUUCUUGCGGCAAAAGUCUUCCCUUUUUGGCUAGCCCCGGAUCGAUUUCACCUCCUGCCACGCCGCCGGUUGAUUCCCCUCCUAUGUCGCCGAUGACUCAAUCCUUAAGUCGGUCCCUUGGGUCUAAUUCGAUCAAUGAAAUGGUGGCUUCACUAAGGAAUUUACAGCUUGGCAAGGGGAAGUCCUUGCCUUCUUCUUGGAAUGUGCAGGUUGGUGGAUCCGGGUUUGGAUCUCCAAGAGGGUCAAUGAUCCGACCCGUAUUCUGUAGCCUGCCAUCCACUCCAACGGGCGGUCCAACCCGUUCAGGACUGGGUCACCGUGAUAUUUGGGAAAAUGAUUGCGAGGAGGAGCCUGCGAUGGAGAGAGUGGAAUCAGGGAGGGACCUGCGUGCAAAGAUGUUUGAGAAGUUGAAGAAGGAGAACUCGUUGGGUCGGGUUGGCCCGUAUGCAGGCCAAUCUACUAAUGGUCCGGAUGUUGGGUGGGUCUCGGAGCUCUUGCAGUGAAGGGAGCCCGAGCCAAGUUGCUUUUGAAAAUUGUUAAUUAUUUUUGGUGAAGUCUACCCCUCACUGUGAAUAGUAUUUAAAGAAUUGAGAGAGGGAAGAUGGGAAUUUGGCAUCUGGUAGCAAGAAAUUUGUGUAUAUUUAAAAAAAAAAAAUCAUUAAUAAGUAGAAUUAAAUCUGUGGGUGAAGAGCUACGAAUCUCUUUUUUGGGGAAUUUUCUGAGAAAGUCCAGAAUUCUGACAGCAAUUGAAGUAGAAGUUGGAGGAGAAAUUGUAUAAUGAAGAAGAAGAUGGAUUAUUCCCUUUUCUCUAUUCGGUUUUAAUGGUUGAGUAGUGUCUCUGUUAGUAUUAAAAUUAUGAAAAUAUGGAAGCUGCAGAUCUUAUUAUUGUAAAAAAAAAAUUGAAGAUUACAGCCAUGUAAUUGCCUCGGCUAUUUUGCUGUAUUGAAUUUGCUUAGUAUUUGUUCACCUGAA
Molecule: messenger RNA, 1684 nt
Organism: Hevea brasiliensis (rubber tree)
Lineage: Eukaryota; Viridiplantae; Streptophyta; Magnoliopsida; Malpighiales; Euphorbiaceae
Product: zinc finger CCCH domain-containing protein 20
Exons: 1
Coding region: 52-1215 (387 amino acids)
Molecular function (GO): metal ion binding
Source: RefSeq, a predicted model, not a curated record